This is a messenger RNA of Zeugodacus cucurbitae (melon fly), 400 nucleotides long. RefSeq lists its product as uncharacterized. Bases 65 to 400 code for a protein of 111 amino acids. The record is from RefSeq and is a predicted model, not a curated record. NCBI's taxonomy places the organism in Eukaryota, Metazoa, Arthropoda, Insecta, Diptera, Tephritidae. The transcript is spliced from 2 exons.
UUAAAACGCCUAGUGAGUAAAAAAUUAAAUAAUUUAUAUAAAAAACAAAAUAAUAAUACACAAAAUGAAAAUGAUGUGGAAAGUGUUAAUGAAAUUGAAAAACAUGGAACAAAGAAUACGGAAGCUAGAGAAAAGAUCGGCGCAGAACACUAUACUCCUGGAGCGGAUUAUUGACAUAUUUCCACCGAUGAAGAUUGAAUUAAUGAUAUUUCCUAUUAAAAACAUGAAUGAUUUAGCAUCUACAGAAUCCUUGCUUUUGAAUAAGCCUGAGGCAGAAAUUGUGGCGUAUCUGAAGCAAAAAUUUUCAAAGAGACCCCUAUCAAAAAUUUUGGAUGAAGUGAUUGCGGAGUCCCUGCACUUUAAAGUGAAUUGGGAUGGAGCCAAAAAAAAGUUGCAUUGA